This is a messenger RNA of Penicillium bovifimosum, 2157 nucleotides long. Its product is annotated as guanine nucleotide exchange factor SEC2. The record is from RefSeq and is a predicted model, not a curated record. Gene Ontology annotation, molecular function: guanyl-nucleotide exchange factor activity. Lineage: Eukaryota; Fungi; Ascomycota; Eurotiomycetes; Eurotiales; Aspergillaceae. Gene Ontology annotation, biological process: exocytosis. Gene Ontology annotation, cellular component: cell tip; Golgi to plasma membrane transport vesicle. The transcript has 3 exons. Bases 1 to 2157 code for a protein of 718 amino acids.
AUGGCCGAAUGGGGUAAUCUGAUUGCCUUUCAGACCACUAAUCACAGUUUCUUUUCUCCAUCCAACAUGAUUCCGCGACACGCCCAUAAGAGAUCACUUUCGUCCGAGCACCGGUCGUUAUCUCCUGACCGGACUGUCAUAAAAGCAAAGUCGACCACCAAUCUCGCCGAAGUAGCUGCUCCCACUGCAAAAUUCACAUCAUCCAGCUUUGACGAAAGCUGUUUCAGCACCUUGCAGGACCCGCGGUUGAUGGUCGCUCCGGAGGUUUCAGAUUCGACGUCAUCGUCUCCUCACCACCCCGAUUUGAGCAACGAGGUUGCAGCCUUGUCUGUAAAACUGAUACAGGCCAUCAACAAUCAAACAAAUCUCGAUGAUAGCUUGGUUGCUACCCGCCAAGAGCUAGAGCUAGCUCAGGGCAAGAUCAAAGCCCUCGAGUUUCAGAAUGAAAAAUACCGACGAGAAAUCGAAAACCAAACCUACAUCAAGAAAUUCGACUCUGACCGUGUGAUUUUGCAAUUACGGGAGGCAUUAGCGGAAGAAUGUAGUCAGCGUGCUGCCGUUGAAAAGGGCAAGAAGACUAUUGAGCAGGAGCUGGAAAGUCUUACUGCGGCUCUUUUUGAAGAAGCUAAUAGGAUGGUUGCAGCGGCCAAGAUUGAACGGGAGGCAGUGGAGAAGAAGAAUGAGCAGCUACGUGCACAGGUUAAAGACACGGAGUUGCUCCUGGCGUCUCACCAGGACCAGCUCGCCGAACUCAAGUCUGUCAUGCAAGGGAUGAACCUUAACAAGAAUGACGUUGAAUCCCGUCUCAAUACUGCCCCACCAUCUCCGGCUCGCCCACAAGAGCAUGAUUCUGCCAAAGAAGAGCUGGAGCUCGAAUCCGUCCCUGUGUCGAUCAGCGAGCCCGAGGAGCUUAGCCCGGGCCCUUCCUCUAGUUUCCCGCAGCUCAUUCGCAUGAUAUGCCGAACGGAUUUGCAAGCUUAUGAGGACUUCCGCGAUCUCCUGAUACUCUCUCGGAGCUCCAAACCUCCUAGUCGUGUUGCUAGUGGGUCAUAUGGUGGUCUGAAUGUGAUGAGUUUCGCAGGCUUCGCUACCGGCGGAACUUCCUCGGCGACCUCAUCGCCCACCAAAGUCUUCAGCCAUUCGCCCAAUGGGAGCACGUCCUCCAUAACCGGGUCGCACAUCCCCUUGAAAGAAACUCGUUUCUACAAGCGGGUUCUCAUCGAGGACAUUGAACCUACGUUGAGAUUAGACCUAGCGCCGGGAAUCUCAUGGCUGACACGGCGUACUGUCUUGAAUGGCAUCUGCGAAGGCAGCCUUGUCGUAGAGCCAAUGCCCUCAGCGUCCAAGGAAUUCGAAUUCCCCUGCUCUGUCUGUGGUGAACGCAGACCCGGCACGAUAAACGAGAGAACUCAUCGAUUCCGAACAUCGGAUAAUGAAAAUGCUCAGAGGUACUCGCUGUGUCUUCUCUGCGUGGAACGAGUGCGGUCGUGUUGCGAAUUCACCGGGUAUUUGCGGCUCAUUCUUGAUGGACAUCUGCGGGCUGGCGAUGCCGAAGAAGAGAAAGAAAUUUGGGACGAGACCAUCCGCCUCAGAGAGAGAAUGUUCUGGUCCCGGAUCGGAGGAGGCAUCGUUCCAUUGUUCAAUCGUUCAAGCGCACCAGAGGCACUGCCUGAAGUCCCCGAUUCUAAUGCGCGUGCCGCUGAUGGCAACGAUGACCUAUAUCUCCACCCUGUAGAUGUUACCCACAUCGACUCCAGAGUGGAGAAAACGUCGCUGACAGUGGAUCACACAACCGAAACAUCAACCAUGGAAGCCUAUGCUGAUCACUAUACCCACGCAGAUGCUCCUCGGCCUCAAAGUUCUAUCUAUGACAGAGAGGACGUCGAAUCUCUGCCUGAUUCAGCACGCAAACGAUUCUCUGUCGAGUCAGCAGUAAGCGUCUACGAAGAAGCAAGCGCUGAUGUGGUCGUCGAAGCCAUGCAAACCGUCUCCAAUGAGCCCUCGGCUCAUAAUCCCGAGCAUGACACAGAACAUACCUCCACCCCCAUUGCUUUGAGCGUCGAUACCACAGAAACUGUCCCUAGAGAACCCUCAGAUGUUCAGAAUCCCGACAAAGACACAGAACGUACCAAACACAUCGGUUUGAGCGACUCUUGA